Thalassophryne amazonica is the source of this 2437-nucleotide messenger RNA. Its product is annotated as membrane-bound transcription factor site-2 protease-like. The record is from RefSeq and is a predicted model, not a curated record. Gene Ontology annotation, molecular function: metalloendopeptidase activity; protein binding. Gene Ontology annotation, cellular component: membrane; cytoplasm. Gene Ontology annotation, biological process: regulation of response to endoplasmic reticulum stress; membrane protein intracellular domain proteolysis. The transcript has 11 exons. The coding region runs from base 162 to 1658 and encodes 498 amino acids. NCBI's taxonomy places the organism in Eukaryota, Metazoa, Chordata, Actinopteri, Batrachoidiformes, Batrachoididae.
UCUCAAUCCGGAUGCUGACUGUUCUAUUCAUGUAUCGUUUCAGGGACAAAAAAAAAUACCGGUUUAAUUAUCUUCACGGUGAAUAUUCGUUUUUCACACGUCAGUGUCGCGGUGAGCUGCAGUGUGGAGUCGUGCGGGCGGAUGGCUGCGGAUGAUGAACGAUGAUCCCCGUGUGGCCGCUGGUGUUUGUGGUGGCCGCCUGGUGUGCUGUUUAUCUCACCGACACGCUGCUGAGGUCAUCGCUGACUCACCGCAUCAGCUACGAGUCAUGGUUGGCGAGUCGGGGGCUGAUGUUGGCGCCGUUCCACGUGCGAUGGCAGACCACCAUGUUCAACCGGCUGUUUGCGUACUGCGCUCGCAUCAAGCCUGGCGCCCUCUACCUGUGGUUUAACAGUGGUCUGGUGUUUGGUGUCGUUGCCAUGCUGGCGUCCGUGGUGCUGCUGAUGAAGACUCUGCAGCAGACGCUCGCUCAGAUGACCACAGACAACCCUCGGAUAGGAGGUCAGCAGGCGCUGCAGGUGGUGGUUCCUGGUGUGAACCUGCCAGUGAGCCAGCUGGGUUAUUUCUUCAUCGCUCUGCUGCUCAGUGGCGUCAUACACGAGCUUGGCCACGCGGUGGCAGCACUGAGGGAACAAGUGCGUGUGAAUGGCUUCGGGAUGUUUGUGUUUGUGGUAUAUCCUGGAGCGUUUGUGGACCUCUUCACCACACACCUCAACCUCAUAUCACCCACUCAACAGCUGCGUAUCUUCUGUGCCGGAGUGUGGCACAACUUCAUCCUGUGUCUGGCAGCAUUAGCCAUCCUGUUCCUGCUGCCCGUCUUUCUCUUUCCGUUCUACUCCACUGGCGCCGGCGCGCUGGUCACAGAAGUUGUGCAGGGUUCUGCGGCCGAUGGUCCUAGGGGUCUGUCAGACGGGGACAUUGUGACAGGACUGGAGGAUUGUCCAGUCUCAGGAGUGGAGGAGUGGACCAGCUGUCUGUCUCAGCUCUCUCACACGCCGCAGACUGGUUACUGUGUCCUGGUGGCAAGUCUGCAGCCCAGCUGGGCCCACGGCCGAGCUUUCAAACGUUUGGACGGGACAAUGGACUGCUGCAGCAACAACAGCCUGACAGACUUGUGUUUCUCCUACCUCAAACCACUGUCCGUCAGCCGAGAGAGAGAGUAUGCCUGCAUGCCGGUGCGCAAGAUGGUGACGGGGACGCGAACGUGUCGAACGGACGGUGACUGUGCCAUGCACUACCACGCCUCCAGCAUUUGUGUCACACCUUCUCUGGAGAACCAGACUCGCUUUAUCCGCGUGACACAUCCUCCCAACACCCACAUGCUGUUUGUGGGAUACCCGCCGCACCUUCAGUACGCUGUCAGCCUGACAAACUUUGUUCCUCGGUUCGGUUUCCUCCAUCAGGAUCUGCCCGUCUUCUUGGAGACCUUCUGCAAAUAUGUGGUGUCUCUCUCUGGGGCGUUAGCCGUGGUCAACUCUGUGCCGUGCUUUGCUCUCGACGGCCAGUGGAUGCUCAACGCCCUGCUUGAUGCAACACUGGUUACCGUCGUAACAGACCGGCAAAAGCGAGAGCUGAUUGGAUUCUUCUUGCUGCUGGCGGGCAGCGCUCUGCUGGCAGCCAACGUGGCGUUGGGUCUGUGGAUGGUCACGGCACGGUAACCACAGCCAUUACCUGCCCGUAAGGUAAAAAUCCACCAGCGGACGCCCGUGUGGACUGGCUUGUGUCAGAAUGCGUUUGACGUGAGCGAACCGUUAAGCUGUGAUCAUACUGGGAAUCGACUGUGUUAUCCAGCAGGAGAAAAAAAUAAAAAACAUUCUGCCUUUAAGGCGUAUAUGGAUUUCCAGGGGAAACGAUACAAUAAACACUUGAUUUCUUCCAACUUUUACUGCCAUAAACAAAAAAGCACAUGGAAAUAAAUAAUGCACUUGGUGUUAAACACAGUUUCCUUUAUAACGGAUGCACAUUCAAAAAAGUGGCGUUGUGUCUUGUACAUUUGAGGAAGAAUGUUUCGCUUUCUUAGUGGUUGGAUUCAAAAAUAUUUGAACUGUUGAUACGGAGGCGUGUUUGUCUCAUUCUGUGUUUUCCGGAGAGUUUCCAAAGCGUAUUACGACACAUUAUUAAGGAAUUCAUCACAAUGCUUUGCUCUUCCGAAACGUUCUAAACUGUUGAAAUAUGGCAGUACUUUAAAAUCCAUCAUCACUUAAAGACUGUGGUCUGUUUCAGUUAUGUGAUUGGAUCCCAUUUUGGAAUUAAACACAUUUGUAAAGUUGAAGUUUUUCUCGGGUGUUGUAGUGUGAUAAUUACUUUGUUUUUGAACGCCGCGGUUUGUUUGACUGUGUAAAUUAACGUUUCUACAUUCCUGGCCUCUCACUGUUGUGCUCUGUAAAAAGAUGACCUGUAAACUUGUGGAAUAAAAGGACUACUUUUAUGUGGAAUG